This is a messenger RNA of Andrographis paniculata, 1779 nucleotides long. RefSeq names its product nezukol synthase KSL3-like. The annotation marks the transcript as partial. The transcript is spliced from 10 exons. The record is from RefSeq and is a predicted model, not a curated record. Gene Ontology annotation, biological process: diterpenoid biosynthetic process. Gene Ontology annotation, molecular function: magnesium ion binding; terpene synthase activity. Lineage: Eukaryota; Viridiplantae; Streptophyta; Magnoliopsida; Lamiales; Acanthaceae.
AUUGUUCGACUCACCGGCCACCACUGCUGCUGCUCUGUUCAAUGCUCUGAUGAUUAUACAAGUUUUGAAUACUUGUCUACAGUUGUAGACUCUUUUGAUGGAUGGGUACCAGCUUUCCAUCCAAUGCGCAUACACACUUGUCUCCGCCUUGUUGAUACCAUAGAAAGGUUGGGCAUCGAUAGCCAUUUCAGAGAUGAGCUCCACAGUAUUCUUGAUGAAAUACAUAGGGGUUGGCUUGCGAAAGACGAAGGGAUAUUCUCUGAUAUCAGUUGUCUAGCCAUGGCAUUUCGACUGCUACGAACCAAUGGAUAUGAUGUCUCAUCUGAUGAAUUAGCUAAGUUUGUCGAUGAAGACAAAUUCUUUGCUACAUGUGGAAUACAAAACACCUGUGUUGCGACAUGUCUUGAACUUUACAGAGCUUCACAAGUACGAAUAUACGAAGAAGAACUAGUUUUGGAGAAAAUACUUUCAUGGAGUAGAGAAUUUCUAAAGCAACAAGUGUUGAACCAAAACAUUCCUGACAAGAAACUACGUGCAGAGGUGGAAUAUGACUUGAGGAAUUUCUAUGGAAAACUCGAUCGGAUUAGUCACAGACGAAGCAUCGAAUUAUAUGAUGUUGAAGAAUUUCAAAUGUUAAAAACAGCAUAUAGGUGCCGUACCAUUUACAAUGACGAACUUGCCAUGUUCGCAGUGCAAGACUUCAGAAUCUCCCAAGCACAAUACCAAGAAGAAUUCAAACAAGUGCAGAAGUGGUUCAUCGAAAGCAAUAUGGAUUGCAUAAAACAAUUGCGGAACACUUGUCUAGUUUCUUCGGCAUUGGCUCUUGGUGCUAUGGCAGCUGACCCUGAAUUAGCGCAGAUUCGUGUAGCCUUUGCUCAAUGCUCGACUCUUGGAACAUCGCUUGAUGAUUUUUUCGAUAGUUAUAAAUCCAAAGGAGAGGCCACCAACCUUGUAGAAUUAUUAAGGAAUUGGGAUAAGCAGAAGCUGGAGGAGAUCUCUUACAGCUCUAGAGAAGUAGAGAUUAUGUAUACCGCGACAUGCAAAACCAUAGGCGAGCAUGCCGAAAAGGCUUUUUCAGUGCAAGGCCGUUGUGUUAAGCACGAACUACACAAAGUGUGGCUUGAGUAUCUUAUGGAGUUUCUGAAUAAGAAGGGAUGGGGAGAGAAGAAGAUUACAACCAUGGAUCAAUACAUAUCCACUUCUCGUAUAACUACCGGUGUUGUAAUAGCUAUUGUCACAGCCUGUUAUUUUCUAGCACCAAAAAUUCCCGAUGGCUUCUUGUCAAGUCCCGAUUUCUAUACUAUGUCGUACCAUACAACCUUGGUCGUUCGACUCCUCAACGACAUCAAUACUUACAAGAGGGAACAGAAAGAAGGUUCCUUGAACUUCAUAUGCAUGCUCACGGCUGGAGGAAGUGUCUCGGAGGAGGAAGCCAUUUCGAUGGCGCAUCGAAUGAAAGAAGACAGUCAAAGGAAAGUUUUGCAGAUGCUUUGUAUGAGUAAAGGAAACAUGGUUCCCAGAAGAUGCCAAGAAUUCAUGUGGGGGACAUGUAAGAUUGCCAAUUGGCUCUACAAUGAAGAUGGCAGUGACCAAUUCUCAUCGCCGGAGAAAAAUGUCGAGGAUAUUAAGGCAUUGAUUUGGGAGCCACUCGAGCUUCCUCUUAUUGUUGAAACUUGAAGGCUAUCAAGAUGAUGAAUGCAGAUGGUCUCAAAGUUAAAAAGAUAUUUGACGACUACCUAGUUAUCUUAAUUUUCAAUAAGCAUCUAUUAUCUAUCUUUU